UUCACUUUACUCAGAGCGCAAGAACGCACGGUGUCAGUAAAGAGACCUGUAGAAACCCGCUGCGGAUUAUCAUUAGAUUUUCACCACUUUUACAUAAUAGUGUUGUAUCUGUUAUCUAUUACCCUUUUUUUUAAACGAAUCAACUACUUUUCCGGAUAUGUUGGUAGAAGUUUCAAAGGGGAUUUUCCUCCUUCUCUCCUGCAUGUUGUUGCAACCCGUGUUUUCAGUGCAGAAUCAGAUGUGUGACAUAAUGAAGGAAAUAGACAGGGAGAGAGACACAUGCGAGGCUCAGAUCUACAACAGAACAACAGGUUGCAAUGGGACAUGGGACAAGAUCGCCUGCUGGCCCAGUGCCAACAUUGGAGAGGUGGUUACCAUUCCUUGCCCCAUAUAUCUCCUCUACUUCUCCAGGGAUGUCUCUAGACGUAACCUGUCAAAGACCUGCACUGAGGAUGGCUGGACCGCGAUCAGCAUGGACUCCUACAUAAUGGACUGUGGAUACAAUCCCAACAACACCAUGGAUGAUAACACGGGAGAAUUCUACAAUGCUAUCAAAGUGGGUUACACCAUUGGUCACAGCGUGUCGCUUAUUUCUCUGACGAUCGCCAUCAUCAUACUAUGUCUCUUUCGGAAGCUGCAUUGCACGAGGAACUACAUCCACAUGCAUCUCUUUGUGUCUUUCAUACUGAAAGCCGUGACUGUUUUCAUCAAGGACGUUGUUCUGUAUGAUGUUGGGGAGACAGAAAAUUGCCAGUCAUCUAUGGGCUGCAAGGCAGUGGUGAUCUUCUUCCAGUAUGGGAUCAUGGCGAGUUACUUCUGGCUGCUGGUGGAGGGCCUCUAUCUCCACGCUCUGUUAGCCGUGUCCUUCUUCUCUGAGAGGAAGUACUUCUGGGGGUACAUCCUCAUUGGUUGGGGGGCUCCAACCAUCUUCAUCUCAGCAUGGGUGAUUACAAAGGCUUAUUUAAACGAUCCUGGAUGCUGGGAGACAAUCGAUGACAACCCAUGGUGGAUCAUCAAAACACCUAUUUUAGUCACCAUACUUGUGAACUUUUUCCUUUUCAUUUGUAUAAUCCGGAUUUUGCGACAGAAGAUGAAUUGCCCCGACAUUGGAAGAAAAGAAUCCAAUCAGUACUCGAGACUGGCUAAAUCCACACUCUUGUUGAUACCUCUCUUUGGUAUCAACUAUAUAAUUUUUGCCUUCAUUCCUGACCACAUCCACCCAAAAGUCAGGAUGGUGUUCGAUCUUAUUCUGGGGUCAUUUCAGGGUUUUGUCGUUGCAGUUUUGUACUGCUUUCUGAACGGAGAAGUACAGACAGAGAUUAAGCGUAAGUGGCGCAGAUGGAUGCUGCAGAGGUUCCUGGGUGCUGACACUAAGUACCAGCAGCCCUCCACAGGCAGCAACGGCAACAACUUCAGCACCCAGAUCACCAUGUUGACCAAAUGCAGCCCUACUCCCCGCCGGGCAUCUGGGUGUAAGGAGCACCUCUCUGCCAUCUGAAACCCCAGUUAACUCCAGUCUCUGUUUUUAUCACUACGCACUGAACGUGUGGCUCACAUACACUGUUGCAAUGCAGUUGAUAUUGGUUACUGAAGGUCAAUAUGACAUUUUUAGUACUGAAGCUUAUUUGUUCUUAGUAAUCUUAUCCAUUGCCUGUCAAAAUUGACAAGGACUCAGUGUUUUUCUGGCUAGGGUGGAAAGGCAUGUAAAACCACUAUGGAAACACUCCGCUUAUUCAAUGAAUGGUUUAAAAAAUGAUCUUCGUAUGAAGGAUUUAUAGCCAAAAAGCACAAAAAAAGGAACACUGUCAUAUUCACAGACACUUUCGAGUUUAGGUAGCUUUGAUCAUGGAGGUACUUCCAUUGUACUUGUUGACCGACUUCCUGGCAGGUACUAGAAUGUAAUGCUUCGGUGAGGUCACAUGAUGAGUCAGCCUAUAUUGACUACUGACAAGUUGUUGAAAAUGAGUUGUCAGACCAACAUUAACUAAGUCUCUGAAUGCAGCAGGGGAAAAGAUCUUCAUGAUCACAGCAGUUGAGAGGAAAUGGGAAACUUGGCCAACAUUUUCCUUCUGAUGUUAAGCAAUAGAUGGAUAGAGCCAGAGGCGAGCUGUGCCCUAUAAGAAACGAUCUUUAUGAAAGAGGGGUGUUAUGCAAGAGGACUGCAAGCACUUAACCUAAUGGCCAUGUUGCUAAAGGGACUAGUGGUAACAUUAAUGACAGUGUCAGGCUGUCAUGAACAGUAGUCACAGAGUAGGAAUCUAUAACAUAUCCAACGUACUGGAUGUACCUAUCCUGUGUAUAACAUUUUUAUACGGAGCAUACACUCUCCUGAAUUACUGCCAAAUAGCAUUGCAGAGGAGAGACUGAAGCUGCUGCUUGUGAAAUUUAUCUCAGAUUAUAAAAGCUUUUAGUUUCGUCUGAGUGCACAGUCACUCAACAGAUGGUCAUUUUUACUGUUUCAGAAACUAAUGGACCAGAUGUAUUCCAUUAUUAGUACACCAUACACAACAUUGUCAAUUAAUAUGUUGCAAUAAUGUUUAACUCCCAUUAGGUGGACUGCAUGGACAAUUCAUUUCAUUGGAGUGAUUGUUAGUAUUCUAUUUUACUCUAUUCUAUUCUAUUAUGUUUUAUACCUACAGGUUAAAUAUAUAUGUUGUAUUGUUUUUAGCCAUGCCAGAGGUGUUACUUUAUGGAUGGGACCGUCAGUUGGUUGGUGCAAGUAUUUGUACCAGACUUAAAUAUCUUAACAACUGUUGUAUAGAUUGCCAUGAAAUUUUGUAUAGAAAUUUAUGAUUCAUAGUAGACGAAUCCUAUUGGCUUUGGUGAUCCCCUGGCUUUUCUUCUAGCGCUCGAUGAAGUUCACAUUUGGGGUUUUGAGUGAAAUGUCUCAAACAUCUAUUGGAUGGAUUGCCGUGAAAUUUAGAUCAGGCUGUCAUGUGAUAUUCAUGUCCCAAACCUGGAAGAACUGUAAUAACUAGGGUAAAGCCUUAACCUUUCAUUUAGUGCCAUCAUCAAGUAAAAGUUUCAUUUUGCUCAAUACUUUUUGACAAAACACCUUCAAAACUAUUGACAUUCCCAUCAGCCUGAGCUGUACUAUAUGUUUAGUCCUAAUUAGAAAAUGCUAGCAAGCUAACACACCAACCUAAGAUGGUGAACAGGGCAAAAAUACCACAUUAUACAUAUAUUACAUCAUAUCUGGUAAAGAUGAGACUGUUGCCAUUGUCUUUGUGAGUAUCCUAGCAUGCUGACUUUAGCAUUAAACUCAAGGCACAGCCUCACAGAACUGCUAGCCAAAAAUUUAUUUGAAGAAAAGACAUUUUCCAAUGUUCAAGCAGUGACAGUGUCACAUUUCAUGUGGGAGUCAUGUAGAAGUUCGAUGUUUACUUUAAUUCCCCCUUUUGUUCUUCUUGUGUAUGUAAAACUGAAAAUAAACUGAAACUAACAGAAAGUACCUCAGACUGAAUGUCACACACAGCUAUUGUAUAUAAUGUGAAAACUGUAAAUAAGGCUAAUGAAUUGAUUCAUGACGUCUUUUAUGGUGAUGACUUAUAGUGCUCAGGUGUCAACUGGAAAUUGAUGUUUACAUUUAAAAAUGCAUGUUUCACCCUCAUGCUAUUUGCAUAAUGUCAGUAAUGUUGAUGAAGUAUCUCUUAUUUGUUGCCGUGUAAAUUUUGUGUAAACAUUGUGUACUGUACAGUCUGUGGAAUAAGCUGUAAACAUGUUAUUGAACAAAUUGUCAGAUGAAAAUGAAUAAAACCUU
This is a messenger RNA of Xiphias gladius (swordfish), 3760 nucleotides long. RefSeq names its product vasoactive intestinal polypeptide receptor-like. Gene Ontology annotation, biological process: adenylate cyclase-modulating G protein-coupled receptor signaling pathway; cell surface receptor signaling pathway. NCBI's taxonomy places the organism in Eukaryota, Metazoa, Chordata, Actinopteri, Istiophoriformes, Xiphiidae. The coding region runs from base 158 to 1498 and encodes 446 amino acids. The record is from RefSeq and is a predicted model, not a curated record. The transcript is spliced from 13 exons. Gene Ontology annotation, molecular function: G protein-coupled peptide receptor activity; peptide hormone binding; vasoactive intestinal polypeptide receptor activity. Gene Ontology annotation, cellular component: plasma membrane.